Molecule: messenger RNA, 863 nt
Organism: Suhomyces tanzawaensis NRRL Y-17324
Lineage: Eukaryota; Fungi; Ascomycota; Pichiomycetes; Serinales; Debaryomycetaceae
Exons: 1
Coding region: 105-563 (152 amino acids)
Source: RefSeq, a predicted model, not a curated record
ACACUACUACCACCGUGCGGGCUUUGGUAUCACGAGUAUUCGAGGAAUACAAGCUGGGCUGGAGGGUGACACACGCGCAUUGCACCGGUGGUAAUUGUGCCAAUAUGAAUGUUUCGCUGGGUCGCUCCCACCACCACGCUGGCGCAGGAUGUAUGCAUGUCCACCAAUUAGGGAAUAAUCUGUCCGACACUGAUUCGCACUUGACCCGCCACUCCAACGUCUGUCUGAUUCCCCGCUGGCGUCGUUACCUUGACAUCUGUCCACCUCACGCGAUCUUCACAUAUGGAAAUUAUUUACUCCUAUUGUGUGAGACAAUCUGGCAACACCCUAUUGUGAGGGCUUGUCGCGGUCAGUUUGGCCACAUGACCAGACUUAGGAGUAAGGCGCGAGUGAUAAGCUCAUCUUGUGGGCUGAAGAUAAUGCGCGUCUCGAGAGCAUGGAUUUGGUGCAUACUGUCUGACAGCUCAAGCAGACCAUACGAGCCGCAGCUUGCAUGGCGUCUGCAGCUGGCGUGUUUCUUUCGUCUAGCAAUCUGGGUGUCACGAAGAAAGAUACGCCAUUAGAGAAUUUGCGAACAAUACAUCCGGUGGAGCAUGUCACGGCACACCUACAAAACUGGCCCGUACUGAAUAGCGACGAUGAAGGUAUUCUCGGAUUGUUGACACGGCCAAGAAAUUUAUCAGAGAUUAUUUAAUCACGUCUUAUUUUUCGAUGUUGACUGGCUUAGCGAAAACUGUUGAAAUUUACGAGAAAUAGGAGCCAAAAUGAGGUGUAAACCCUGAUUGGUGAGGCUUCAAUUCUAGUCCAGUUUUGUGUUUCUACAAGCACUCAUUUUUAUUCAUAAUAUUCAAUGUCAACUGUGC